UCCGUUAGCACUGCGAUCGGCCUUAAUAUUCAAGAAAAUGACUCAAGAUUAAAUUUUAAUUUAAAUCGAGUUAAUGAAAAAGAAUUUAGUCAUAAUUUAUGUUUGGAGCAUAAACGUCUAGUUAAUAAAGCAAAGAAUACAAAAAAAAUACCGAAAUUUCCAAAGUU
Molecule: messenger RNA, 167 nt
Organism: Dentiscutata erythropus
Lineage: Eukaryota; Fungi; Glomeromycota; Glomeromycetes; Diversisporales; Gigasporaceae
Source: the annotation of a GenBank genome assembly